GAACGUGAUUUCGCUUGCCAGGAGCGAGGCGCAGUAGCAGCUUUACCAUAGAGAGGGCGAGGGGCAGAGAGCGGCGCGCGCGCACCCCCGCCCCUCUGAUCCGGCUGGGAUCUCGGUGACCGCUUCCGCUCGCGCGAAGGACGUCCGCGCCGCUAGCCCCGCCCCUAUCCACGCCCCAGUCGGUAGCCCCGCCCCUGCCCCGCUGCCCUGGCAACCGCUGCCGGGGAUGGCGAUGCGGAGCGAGAAGCUGGUGCCGCUGGCCUUGCCCCGCGGGCGGAAACUCGGCUGCGAGCUGUGUCUCGGGCCGGCCACGCUGCGCUGCGGCGGCUGCGGGGUCACCUACUACUGUGAUGUAGACCAUCAAAGCGCUGACUGGGUCAGCAUCCAUGAGAAGAUAUGCCAGCUGCUCAUUCCGCUGCGUACAGCGUUGCCUUUUUAUAAUUCGGAGAAGGAAAGGAAGCAUGGGCAGGAGCAGAAGAUAAGCAGGGAGAAAUUCCUGGCAGGACUCACUCACGGCGUGGCCCAGAAAUUUCUCUCUGAAGGCAAACAUGAAGACGCCAUCCCGGCAGCACUGCAUUCGCUGAAAUUCAACAUUAACGUUUACGGCUCGCAUUCUCCAGAACUGGUGCCGGCAUUCCUCAUUUUGGCCGAGGCGAGCCUGGGCCUCGGGCAUGUCGCCCAAGGAGAGGAGUACCUCUCCCAAGCGCAGUGGAUUGUCUUGAAGAACGCCAGCUGCAGCAGUGCCAUUCAGUCAAAGCUGCACCGCAACCUGGGACUCCUCCACGCGGCCAGGGGGAACUUCGAGGACGCCUUGUACCACCUGGCGAAUGACGUUUACAAUGCCUGCUGUGCCUUUGGGACCAAUGGCAUUGCUGCCUCGGGAGGCUAUUUCCACAUGGCCAACAUUUUCUUCCAUCAGAAAAGAAUGGAUGUGGCCCACUCUCUGUUUGCUGAGGUGGUGGACAUUUGGCACAAGCACUUCAGCCGCUUGAUCGACACUCAAUUCCAGACACUCACAACUCCGCCCGAAGUGGAUGUGCUGUCUGAAGAAGUGGAGCCCACUGAAGAGACGCUUGACGAAGGCCAGCGCGCGGAAGCGUCUCAGGUGCUGAGCGCCAUCUUGGAUAUCCGAGAGCAGGCAGCCAGGCCGCAGCUGGAUAAGAUCGCCAAGGUGCUCCACACUCUGGCCAUGCUCCAUUACCUGUGUCAGAACAUACCCAAGGCUCACGAACUUGGGCUGAAGGUUCUGCAAAUGACGGAGGAGCUGCCAAAGCAGGAGCCGGACGCGUCGCUGCAGCGCUUGAUGCAGCUGAUCAAAACCAGGCCUUCCGUUCCGAAGUAGAGCCCUCUCCUGCCCCAGAGAUUCGACAUGACGAUGGCAUAUGGACCGCCCUGCGUCCAGAACUCCCAAGUAGAGCGUUGCUCAGAAAGGAGGUGGACUUUAAACCGUUAACUGCUCUCAGGUGAAGUGGGGAGAAAGUGGAUUCCCCCGGAGGAGGAAGAGAGCUGGUCUUGUGGUAGCAAGCCUGAAUGCUUUGCUAAGCAGGGUCUGCCCUGGUUUGCAUUUGGAUGGAGGACUACAUGUAUCAGCGCUGUGAGAUAUUCCCUUUAGGGGAUGGGGCUCAGUAGAGGAGCAUCUGCUUGCUUCAGUGCAGGUUUCCAGUUCCCUCCCUGGCAGCAUCUCCAAGAUAGGGCUGAGAGAGACUCCUGCCUGCAACCUUGGAGAAGCCGCUGCCAGUCUGUGAAGACAAUACUGAGCUAGAUGGACCAAGGGCCUGACUCAGUAGAAGGCGGCUUCCUAUGUUCCUAACCUAUUCCGACUCCCUCCCCUCCAAGUGAAGCAUUUCCUUCAGAGCCCCAAAUGAAACCAAACGCCAGAAUCCAAGGUUCCUAAGCCCUCGUUUCGUUUAUUCUGUCCAUACAAGCAUCUCCUCCCUGUGUUCUUCUGUCGUCUGACAUCACACCAUUCACAGCAUAUGAAAGAUAAUUUUUCGUAUGAACGUUAAUUUUUUAUUAUUAUUCCUAAAAACAUAGGGUCUCUCUCUCUCUCUCUCUUUCUUCUUCUUCAAGAGAGGUUGCAUUGUCACUUUAUAAACAGACCAAUAAAUUAAAAAAACAAACCCAG
This is a messenger RNA of Hemicordylus capensis (graceful crag lizard), 2125 nucleotides long. RefSeq names its product zinc finger MYND-type containing 12 (gene ZMYND12). Gene Ontology annotation, molecular function: protein binding. Lineage: Eukaryota; Metazoa; Chordata; Lepidosauria; Squamata; Cordylidae. Bases 227 to 1342 code for a protein of 371 amino acids. The transcript is spliced from 9 exons. The record is from RefSeq and is a predicted model, not a curated record.